This is a messenger RNA of Aricia agestis (brown argus), 612 nucleotides long. RefSeq names its product single-stranded DNA-binding protein, mitochondrial (gene mtSSB). Gene Ontology annotation, cellular component: mitochondrial nucleoid. The transcript is spliced from 4 exons. Gene Ontology annotation, biological process: mitochondrial DNA replication; positive regulation of helicase activity. The record is from RefSeq and is a predicted model, not a curated record. Lineage: Eukaryota; Metazoa; Arthropoda; Insecta; Lepidoptera; Lycaenidae. Bases 83 to 523 code for a protein of 146 amino acids. Gene Ontology annotation, molecular function: single-stranded DNA binding.
UAAUGAACAAAAAUAUAAAACCCUUUUAUAAAUACCUAAUUCUUCAUUGACAACAAUCACACUAUUUAUAUCUUUCAUCAACAUGUUGUGCCUGACACGCGCUUCAAAGUUUUGUAACCGGCUGCCAAGCACCAUAAAGAUUCAUACAACAGCAUUUACUUUGGACGGCCAAAAGACUGAAAAAACAAUCAAUCAAGUAACUUUGCUUGGACGAGUUGGAGCAGACCCACAAAAAAGGGGCAACGAGGAACACCCUGUAGUAAACUUUCCAUUGGCCACACACUUCAGCUACAAGUAUGAAUCUGGUGAUGUUCUACAAAGGACAGACUGGCACAGAGUCAGUGUUUUUAGACCAGGACUGAGAGAUACCGUGUACAAAUAUCUAAGAAAAGGCCAAAGAGUUUAUGUUACCGGUAAACUAUCCUACGGAGAGGUGAAACUGGAUGAUGGACAAGUAAGAACUGCCUCUACAGUUAUUGCAGAUGACAUUAUUUUUUUCCAAAGCCUACCUCAAGAUACUUAAUGUAACAUUUGCAUAAAAAGAAAUACAUAUUUUGUUACGUAAAUGUAGAACUGUAAGCUAUUGAAUACAAACAUUUUUAAAAUAGUUAA